GUUUAUGUACUGGACUGAAUGGGGUGGUAAGCCAAAGAUUGAUCGAGCUGCUAUGGAUGGCAGUGAGCGGACUACGUUGGUACCCAAUGUGGGACGUGCUAAUGGCCUAACUAUUGAUUAUGCUAAAAGACGGCUGUACUGGACCGACCUCGAUACCAACCUGAUAGAAUCCUCCAACAUGCUAGGCCUUGACCGUGAGAUUAUAGCUGAUGAUUUGCCUCACCCAUUUGGCUUGACUCAGUAUCAGGAUUACAUUUACUGGACAGACUGGAGCCGGCGCAGCAUUGAACGAGCCAACAAGACCAGUGGCCAGAACCGGACUAUCAUCCAAGGGCAUUUGGAUUACGUUAUGGACAUCUUGGUCUUCCAUUCCUCCAGGCAGGCAGGCUGGAAUGAAUGUGCCUCUAGCAACGGUCACUGCUCUCACCUGUGCUUGGCAGUCCCUGUCAGUGGCUUUGUCUGUGGCUGCCCAGCUCACUAUUCCUUGAACUCUGACAACAGGACUUGUAGUGCUCCUACAACCUUCCUGUUGUUCAGUCAGAAGAAUGCAAUUAAUCGCAUGGUGAUAGAUGAACAGCAGAGUCCAGAUAUCAUACUCCCUAUCCAUAGUCUCAGGAAUGUUCGAGCCAUUGAUUAUGACCCCCUGGAUAAGCAGCUGUACUGGAUUGAUUCUCGGCAGAACAUCAUCCGGAAGGCACAGGAAGAUGGCAGCCAGAGCCUCACUGUUGUGACAAGUCCAGUCCCCAAUCAGAACCUAGAUAUGCAGCCGUAUGAUCUGAGCAUUGACAUCUACAGUCGCUAUAUCUACUGGACCUGCGAAGCUACUAAUGUGAUCAAUGUGACACGCCUGGAUGGGAAACCCAUGGGAGUAGUGCUCAAAGGAGAUCAAGAUAAGCCCAGAGCCAUUGUGGUGAACCCAGAGAAAGGAUACGUGUAUUUCACCAACCUACAGGAAAGGUCUCCUAAAAUUGAGCGAGCAGCAUUGGAUGGAACAGAAAGAGAGGUCCUUUUCUUCAGUGGUUUGAGCAAGCCUAUAGCCUUAGCUAUUGACAGCCAGCUAGGCAAGUUGUUCUGGGCUGAUUCAGACCUGCGAAGAAUUGAAAGCAGUGACCUUUCNGGUGCUAACCGGAUUGUUUUGGAAGACUCUAAUAUCUUGCAGCCUGUGGGACUAACUGUAUUUGAAAACUCGCUGUAUUGGAUUGACAAGCAACAGCAGAUGAUUGAAAAGAUUGAUAUGACUGGUCGAGAAGGACGUACAAAGGUCCAAGCUCGUAUUGCACAACUCAGUGACAUCCAUGCUGUAAAAGAGCUCAACAUUCAGGAAUACAGACAACAUCCUUGUUCUCAAGAUAAUGGUGGCUGCUCGCACAUUUGCAUCGUGAAGGGUGAUGGCACCACGCGCUGCUCUUGCCCAGUCCACCUUGUUCUGCUGCAGGAUGAGCUGUCCUGUGGAGAACCACCAACAUGCUCCCCUCAGCAGUUCACCUGUUUCACAGGUGAGAUUGACUGCAUCCCAGUGGCCUGGCGCUGUGAUGGUUUCACUGAAUGUGAAGACCACAGUGAUGAAAAGAACUGCCCAGUGUGUUCAGACACCCAGUUCCAGUGUGAAAGUGGACAGUGCAUAGACAGUGCCCUCCGGUGCAAUGGAGAAGCAAAUUGCCAGGACAACUCAGAUGAGAAGAACUGCGAAGUGCUUUGUUUAACUGAUCAGUUCCGCUGUGCCAGUGGGCAGUGCAUCGGCAAAAGCAAGAAAUGUGAUCACAACCUGGACUGCAGUGACAGCUCAGAUGAGCAAGGAUGCUACACAACGGAGGAGCCCGCACCACAGCCCAACAACACAAUAGGCUCCAUCAUUGGUGUGAUCCUUACAGUUUUUGUGGUUGGAGCAAUGUACUUCAUUUGCCAGAGGGUGUUGUGCCCACGCAUGAAGGGAGAUGUAGAAACAAUGACCAAUGAUUACGUGGUGCAUGGACCAGCCUCUGUACCUCUUGGUUAUGUGCCUCACCCAAGCUCUUUGUCAGGGUCUCUUCCUGGGAUGUCUCGAGGUAAAUCUGUGAUCAGCUCCCUCAGCAUUAUGGGAGGGAGCAGUGGGCCACCCUAUGACAGGGCCCAUGUCACUGGAGCCUCUUCCAGUAGUUCUUCAAGUACCAAAGGCACUUACUUUCCUCCAAUUUUGAACCCACCACCAUCACCAGCUACCGAACGUUCACAUUAUACCAUGGAAUUCGGGUAUUCUUCAAACAGCCCAUCCACUCACAGAUCCUACAGCUACAGGCCUUACAGCUACCGUCACUUUGCACCUCCCACCACGCCCUGCAGCACGGAUGUCUGUGACAGUGACUAUGCCCCCAGCCGAAGGGUCACAGCAGCGACGGCCAAGGGCUAUACCAGUGACUUGAACUAUGACUCGGAGCCCGUCCCCCCGCCACCCACCCCGCGCAGCCAGUACCUGUCGGCGGAGGAGAACUACGAGAGCUGCCCACCUUCCCCGUACACGGAGCGGAGCUACUCCCACCACCUCUACCCGCCACCGCCGUCCCCCUGCACGGACUCCUCAUGAGGGGGAGCCCCCCCACCCCAUCAUCCGCCUCCGCUGUGAAAGUGUAAAUACAAAGCGUUCCACUGGGGAGGGGGGAGGGAGCUCUCGGCGAAGGAUGAGGGAGGACAGUGUACAGUUAAAUGUUAUUAAAUGGGGUGGAGGAAUACUGAAGAUAUUUGUACAGAAGAAUUAAAGAAAAAAAAGGAUAUUUAUAUAUUUUCUUAAACAGCAACUGCUGCUUGUGCCAUAAGAAGAAAAAUUUUUGUAUAAAAGAACCCAGACAUUUGUACAAAAAGGUUUUAUUUUUGCAAAUGGAACACAAAAACAUGCCUUAAUCCAGUGAAGUGACUGAGCACAUAAGGAAAUGGAAGGACCGGGAUGUGUUACUUGUCCAGCGAGGUGAUACGUGGGGUUUGUCAAUACCAAAAAUGUUUAAAUUAAUUAAGAAUAAAAAUGUCCGUCUCAGAGCAGCAUACCAUAGAUACUUGGAAGUAGCCAAAUAACCUCUUUGUUAACUACAGAGGGCCAGCAACUAAAGUUAAACUUGAAAACACAGUCAGGACAGAUAUUAACCUUACACAAAGGGCUUUGUUUUCUACAGAAAUACAGCAAUCGUAGCAGUGAAUCCAGAAAAAUAAUCACAUGGUUUUCUAAAUUAAUACGCCUCUGUUUUUCCUUAAUGCA
Nestor notabilis (Kea) is the source of this 3223-nucleotide messenger RNA. RefSeq names its product low density lipoprotein receptor-related protein 6 (gene LRP6). Gene Ontology annotation, molecular function: protein binding. The record is from RefSeq and is a predicted model, not a curated record. NCBI's taxonomy places the organism in Eukaryota, Metazoa, Chordata, Aves, Psittaciformes, Psittacidae. The annotation marks the transcript as partial. The transcript has 13 exons.